AUAUGUUAAAUACUAAAUAACUAUGAAAGCCUAUCGUAGUUCUUGUGCAGCCUCUGGUGUAGGAGGCUGUGUAGAACCAGAGCGCGAAAAGGAUGGCUUAAUCUCCCGCGAGCCAAUUGUGGCCCCAAUUGAACACGAUUAUAGUGGCUUUGAUAUUGUUAAAGCGACCCAGUACGGUGCUUUAUCAAGAGUGAAAGAAUUGAUAGAUGCUGGAUGGGAUGUUAAUCAGCCAGAUUCAGAAACGGUUACUUUAUUACAUUGGGCUGCAAUUAAUAAUCGUAAAGAUAUUGUAAGAUAUUUUUUGGACAAAGGGGCUGUUGUUGAUGCUGUUGGGGGUGAAUUAAAUGCUACUCCAUUACAUUGGGCCACAAGGCAGGGACAUCUUGGUACUGCUGUUUUAUUGCUAUCGGCAGGGGCAGAUCCAACUUUACGUGAUGCCGAAGGUUGUUCAUGUUUACAUUUAGCUGCUCAAUUUGGUCACACUGCUCUUGUUGCAUAUUUAGUUGCUCGAGGUGUAAGUCCAGACCUUGGUGACAGGGGUGGAAUGACGGCUCUAAUGUGGUCUUCUUGGAAGAUUACUGCCUUGGACCCAACAAGAUUAUUGUUAACAUUAGGCGCAAGUCCUGGCUUGGCAGACAGCACUCAUGGAAAUACUGCAUUGCAUUGGGCGAUAUUAGCCAGAAAUACUUUGGCGAUAAAUACUUUAGUUCUUCAGGGAAAAUCUUCAUUGAAUACACCAAAUUUUCGUGGUGAUACACCAUUGUCAAUGUUACAAUCACAGUUGGGUUCACUUUGGAUUACACCAAAAGUAGCAGAAAAAAUAAAAGAAGCAUCACAUGCUCCUAAACGGCAAAAUAUUUGUCAAAGGAUUGUAAAUGAUAAACGAUCAAGAUGGUGGGUCAUGGUUUGGAUGCCAUUUUUAACAUUUUAUGUAGCUGGUAUGAUUUUUUCAGCAGAUUUGUAUGUCAUAAUAAAAAUUUUCCUUCUUGGCAUUGUUUAUUCAAUUGUGCACACAAUGGGUCGCUUGCUAUUUGAUGAGCAUUUGAUGGCUCUGCUGCCACUAAGUGUUUACUUAGCUACUAAAGCUUGGUUUUAUGUUACAUGGCUGGGUUACGUAUCUCCAGUGGUCAGUGGGUGGACUACUGUAAUAUUCUUUGCAUGCUCAGGAUUAUUAUGGAUAUGCUUUUUGAAGUCCUGGAGAGGUGAUCCAGGCGUAAUUACACCUACUCAAGAGCAGAGAUUUAGGACUAUAAUUGAACUGUCAGAACGUGGAGGAACUGGUUUUGAGCCUUCAGCUUUUUGUUCAGCUUGUUUAGCCAGGAGGCCAGUUAGAUCAAAGCAUUGUUCUGUAUGCAACCGCUGUGUUGCAAAAUUUGAUCACCAUUGCCCAUGGGUUGGCAACUGCAUAGGAGCUAAAAAUCAUACAUAUUUUAUGGGUUUUCUGUGGAGUUUAUUGCUAAUGUGUGGUUGGAUGAUGUAUGGUGCAGCCAAAUUCUGGUCACAAAGCUGCCCAGGAUAUGUACAGCCUCACACGUCAGGAUUAGUGCAUCAUAUAUCUAGCUCAACCACUACAGUUAAGUCUCAUAUAUUACCUGUUGUGUCUAGUAAUGGGCCGACGUUUGGAACGGCGUUUAUAAACAAAGAACAUUUGACUUCUUCAGCACAUGAAAGUCAAAAUGUCCAGGAUCCUCGCGAUAUGCUAAUAAUGAUGGCUAGUUGUGAACCGUGGAUGGCUUGGGUUGCAGCUAACGCAUUACUGCAUGCUACAUGGGUAGCAGUUUUAGCUUGCUGUCAAACUUAUCAGGUUAUUUGUCUGGGUAUGACGACGAAUGAACGAAUGAACCGAGGCCGAUACCGCCAUUUUCAAGCCCUGGGUGGUAAAUCACCUUUCAACCGCGGGCCCCUAUCAAAUUUUUUAGACUUCUUCGAGAUCAAGACUCGAUGUUUUGGUCUGCAUGAGCCCCAAAACGUCAAUUGGAUGACCAGCUUUGAGGUAUCGGGUAAAAGCGCAGUUGAGCAUGAACCGCUGCUGAUGAGAGCACCUGCUGCAGAUAAUUUUCAAUAUGUGUAGAAAAAGGAUUGAUUAGAAAAGGUAAAAAUUUAACAUAGUUUAAUCAUAGUAUCAACUAGUUAUCAUUAAUCAACUAGUAGUUCUAUGAGUUUAAUGAGUCAUCAGAUGGUUUUAACGUUUUUCAUUUUGUUUGCUACCGAUCGAGUUUGAAAAGCUGUUAAUGAUAUGAAACCAAAUACCUUAUGAUAUUGUACACCCAUAUACAGUUCAUAUUGUU
Molecule: messenger RNA, 2288 nt
Organism: Ctenocephalides felis (cat flea)
Lineage: Eukaryota; Metazoa; Arthropoda; Insecta; Siphonaptera; Pulicidae
Product: palmitoyltransferase Hip14-like
Exons: 10
Coding region: 23-2071 (682 amino acids)
Biological process (GO): protein palmitoylation
Cellular component (GO): Golgi membrane
Molecular function (GO): palmitoyltransferase activity; protein binding
Source: RefSeq, a predicted model, not a curated record